Messenger RNA from Colletotrichum navitas, 718 nucleotides. Its product is annotated as ADP-ribosylation factor family protein. Gene Ontology annotation, molecular function: GTP binding; GTPase activity. The transcript has 3 exons. The record is from RefSeq and is a predicted model, not a curated record. The coding region runs from base 1 to 561 and encodes 186 amino acids. Gene Ontology annotation, cellular component: cytoplasm. Lineage: Eukaryota; Fungi; Ascomycota; Sordariomycetes; Glomerellales; Glomerellaceae. Gene Ontology annotation, biological process: intracellular protein transport; vesicle-mediated transport.
AUGGGUGGUCAACUCUCCAAGAUGAUGGGCAAGAUCUUCGGAUCAAAGGAGAUGCGCCUGCUGAUGCUGGGUCUCGACGCCGCCGGCAAGACCACCAUCCUGUACAAACUCAAGCUCGGCCAAGACGUCACCACUAUCCCCACCGUCGGCUUCAACGUCGAGACCGUCACCUACAAGAACGUCAAGUUUAACGUCUGGGACGUCGGUGGCCAAGACAAGAUCCGUCCCCUCUGGAGACAUUACUUUAGCGGAACCCAAGGUCUGAUCUUCGUCAUUGACUCGUCUGAUCGCGCAAGAAUCGACGAGGCCAAGUCGGAACUGCACAGGAUCAUCAACGACCGCGAGAUGAAGGACAGCUUGCUACUGGUGUUUGCGAACAAACAGGAUAUCAACGGCGCCAUGAAGCCGCAAGAAGUCACCGAGGCCCUCUCGCUCUCCAAGUUGAAAGACAAGGUCUGGUACGUCGUGCCCAGUUGCGCGACUACGGGUGAGGGCCUGCUCGAAGGCCUGGCCUGGCUGUCCAAUAACGUCAAGGCACCCCCCGCUCCGGCCAAGAAGUAAACGACAAGACGACGGAUAUGCCUCAUCAUCACAAUCCCCAUCCUCUACGACUCACCGACUCGCCGACCGGAACUACCCACCUACCCACCCGUCCGCUCAGCCCCAUCUCACCCUCCCCAAUCUGUGCGUCACUCCAGAUUACAUAGCGAGGCAUCGA